AGGGACUCUAGGCUACACAGGACGUACAGGACGCCUGUCAAGCGGCUGUUACGAGACUUGAAAGAAGCGUGUGCCUGUAAGACGUAGUGCUGUUGACUGAAGUGUGCGUGUGAGGUGGUGCGGACUAACACAGCUCAUCCACGUGGCCGGGAUAGUAACUGUACCGACAGGACCGCAGCAGCCAUCCUGACCUACAGGCCCUUUUGGACCACGUUUCGCGCCGUUCCACGAAGCAAGCCGUCACUAGGGCACCGACCCCGACCUUGAUCGACGCGAUCCAACGCCGCUGCCAUCUCCCAAGUAACGCUAUCUUCACCCCACCCACCCUACAAGUUUGCUCAUUAGUUUGGCCAACAGGUUGAAGGCGCUGUCUUGACGACAACAGAAGCCCCACGACUCCUCACCGCAUUCUCUAGGCAACCGUCCUCGGGUGCAGAACCGUCCCUCCCCGCAGGUUUUCAAUCGUACACGCUUCGAUGACAAGUGCAGACAUGGGGGAAAUUCAAGGCGAUAUCUCGGACUUGGCACAGCUGAAGGCCAUGACUACAAAGCUGAAUUUGAUGACGCGCCGGCCGUCGUACGUCGAGUGGCGAAAGCAGCUGGAGAGACCUCGGCCCAGACUCGGCAGGCUGCCCGAGGGACCGGGAGAGAGCCGAGGGGAUGAGGAGAGGAGAGAGGACAUCGACCGGGCCCUGAACUGGCUACGACGAGAACUGAUCGACAUGCGGUCUCAGGACCAGGCCCUGGCGCGCCAGCUGAUGAGCCUGCGGAAGGAAAUCCACCGACUCAAGUUACAGAAGAGCUGCAACGAACAUCAGGAGAUGCUCGAAGAAGUACAUGAAAUGCUCGAAGACCAGGACGAACUGUCAGAGUUGUCAUGUGACAUGCCACUCAACGGUUACCAUAGAAACCUGGGCACGCCCCUCCGCCAAUUCGGAGUCACUAAGAUGAACAUUCACUCCAGAAGAUUUUCCUUGUGUUGAUU
This is a messenger RNA of Branchiostoma belcheri (Belcher's lancelet), 985 nucleotides long. RefSeq names its product protein FAM167A-like. NCBI's taxonomy places the organism in Eukaryota, Metazoa, Chordata, Leptocardii, Amphioxiformes, Branchiostomatidae. Bases 477 to 983 code for a protein of 168 amino acids. The record is from RefSeq and is a predicted model, not a curated record. The transcript has 3 exons.